Messenger RNA from Sitodiplosis mosellana (orange wheat blossom midge), 2131 nucleotides. RefSeq names its product peroxisomal biogenesis factor 3 (gene Pex3). Bases 485 to 1657 code for a protein of 390 amino acids. Gene Ontology annotation, biological process: protein import into peroxisome membrane. The record is from RefSeq and is a predicted model, not a curated record. NCBI's taxonomy places the organism in Eukaryota, Metazoa, Arthropoda, Insecta, Diptera, Cecidomyiidae. Gene Ontology annotation, molecular function: protein-macromolecule adaptor activity. The transcript has 2 exons. Gene Ontology annotation, cellular component: peroxisomal membrane.
UCAGCUGGAAAUUUUUUGAUAAUUUUUCUCCUCAAAAAACCAUUGCACAAAUGCCCACAAAUUGUGAACAAAAAUCCCAAAAAAUAAAACUUCAUUCAGCGUUUGUGGAGUGUUUACAUUGAAUUUGAAGAUUCGCCAACUGUUCAACUGACAGACGAAUUGACACAUCAAUUUUCGAACAAAAAAAAAACAAACUAUUUGACGUGCAUUGGUAUGUGUACAGCACAAAAACCACUGCGUCAAUUGAAAACAGAAGAAGUGUGUGCCAAACGUAAUUGUGUCGAAAGAGCCGAAUUAUUUUAAGCAAAAACGAUUUGUUUGUUGUUCUGCAUUCGGUGAAUUUUCUCUAAUUUCCGGUGGAAGGAUAGUAAAUGAUGUUGAUUUAAACGAAUCAACAGUCGAUACGUUAAAGGAGAUUAGUCUCCCGUUGAAAUUAGUUGAGAUUUGAAACAAGUUGGGAGAAAAUUAAACAAACUUCAUCACAAUGUUCUCGGCAAUGAAGAAUUUCGUGAAUCGUCAUCGGCGUAAAUUUUUGAUUGGCGGUUUCGUCGUGGCCGGUGGAAUGUUGACACUUCGAUAUGCACAGCGAAAGUUGAUUGAAUAUCAGGAGUCUAAAGCGCGUGAAUUUUUUGAACGCACCCGUCGUACACAGCAUUUUGAAUCGACGGAACGAACGUGCAAUCAGGCAAUUAUGGGAUUGGCGCCAAAUUUAAUCGAACAAAUUCUCAAAAAUCUGGAUGCAGACCACAUUGUUGCUGAGCUACGAAAUAAACCAGAUGAGAAAAUCGUCUUGUGGAACAAGUUAAAAGUGUUGGCAAUCGGUCGAUUAUGCGCAUUGGUAUAUGCUUGCUCCAUGCUGGUCAUCACGCUACGCGUACAAUUCAACAUUCUCGGCGGGUAUCUUUAUAAAGAUGCAAUCAAUAGUGAUGAACAGGUGACCUCAGAACUGCAACACAAUUAUGUGGCCUUAAUUCAACACUUUUUAAGCGAUGGAUGCGAUGCACUCUGCCAAUUGGUUGAGCAGAAAGUCGAACAAAUCGUCAAUUCGUACGAUUUGAGCCGAAAACUCACACUGAACGAAACCGAACAAAUUUUCUGCUCCAUUCAAAUGGCCAUCAAUAGUGAUGCAAGCGAUCCAAGCACCCAUUUGGCCAGCUAUGUUUAUCCAAGUGAUGUGCCAGCCAGCACAUCAGACGCAUUAUUCGAGAAAAUGUACAACGAAACCAUUGACAUGCUCGAGAGCAGCGAUGUAUCAAUGCUGAAUGCAAACAAUGUGAGCCGCGGAUUUUCGAUUGUUAUGGACAACAUUGCCGAUUUCUACUUCAAACCGGUGAAUGGAACCAUUGUCACUGAAAAUGGUAUCAAACCGAAUCACAUCACAAAUACAUCGACGGCGGCGGCGACGACGUCAGCGAUCGAGUCGACGGACGAGUGUGCAACAAUAACUGAAGCAUCAACAAGUGAACCUUUGCCAAACAUAAAUACAGUUAGCAUUCCAAUACCAAAAUUGAUCCCCGUCAUCAACGGGCUUGCCAAGCAACGAUUCAACACCACAAAUCAACCGCCCGGUCUAUCCACCUCUCUGGUAACGCUGUAUUUGAUUUCGGAAAAAGUGAAAAUCCUCGGCGCCAAUACUUAUGAAGUAUUCUGCCAAUGAAUGUGUCUAUUUGCAAAGAGUACUGCAAAUUUUACAAUGUACUAAUGUCAUUUUGCACCAACGCAAGAGAUUCUCCGCAACAUUUUUGAUCUAAAGAAAUUCACAUUUUCGAACCAAACUCAUCCGAUGUUCGCAUCAGUUUAAGAAAACUCUUAUUAUUUAACAUAUACUUACAUUUUGAACUGGGAUACGUAUGAUAUUCGGUUGAUUGUAUGGAUGACGGUAUUUAUCUGUAACUCUAUUUUAUUGUUAAUACAAACAAUUCAAUAAAAGUACAGAUAAAUCCCGUGUAUCAUCUCCACUUGUAUUGUUUUUUACAUUGAAGGGCGUUGCACGCACCUUAACAUUCACAAUACAAACUCAAUGCGAGUGGAGACGCCUUAUGAAAAAUGGCACAGAUUGCUAGUGCUAAGGUUUAUCUGUACUUUGGGGUUUAAGAAUGGAAAAAUAAAACAAUAUUUUAUAUGCAAACAA